Moneuplotes crassus is the source of this 2287-nucleotide messenger RNA. Lineage: Eukaryota; Ciliophora; Spirotrichea; Euplotida; Euplotidae. The record is from the annotation of a GenBank genome assembly.
AUGAGUUUGUUCAGAUGGAUUGGAAAACUUUGCGGUAGUAGUCAAGCAAGGGCUCCAAGACGGCACAGGUCGGUCGAGAAUAACCCAAUGUCUCCAUCAAGUUCGAUGCCUCUUAGGAGGACUCUGCGAAUGGAGAGAUCUGAUAAAAUUGACCUUCGAAAUGUGAUAAAAUCUUCUGUAAAGAAAGAAGAUAUUCUUGUCUGCGAAUACACGCCAAAGAAGAACAGAGAAGAGACUCGGUUCAGAUGUUCCAUCUGCUAUACCUUCUACAGUGACAUCUUGGAAUGCUCUGAAUGCAGCAAUUAUGUGUGCAUAUUCGAUGUGGAGAAGUUCAUAAUCUCAGUGAACCAGCCAACUUGUCCCUUCUGCUCUUCGUCACCAGUGGUGUUCCGAGACGUGACCAAGGACAUCAAUAUGGUUAAACACUACUUUUCCAGCACUGAGAAGAGUGAAGAGAGCAAGAAUGAUGUCAGAGAGUAUUGGAAGUCUCAUGCGAGAGUCACAAAUUCAAUAAAGUUUGUUGCGAUUAAUGAUACCAGGAAUGUUAAUGGUGGCAUGGCCACUAAUGAAAAACUCAAAAUAAUGGCACUAGAUCAUGAGAGACAGACUAUUACUCCAAUGUGAAUGAAAGAAGUCAGCAAUAAUUUGAGGCAAGAGACUGAAGAAGAUGAUGUACGAAGAGGCUUGUUUCAAACACCAAUAAAUAAAAAGAAGAUCUCAAAAGAUAAGAUUAGAAAAAGAUUGAGCAGAGGAGUUGGGCAUCAAAUAAUCCCUUCACUCCAUCUCAGUAGUAAAGAAGGAAGCAACUAUUUUAAACCAGAAAAUAAUGAUCACUUAAAGUUCAUAAGCUCUGGAGAAGAUCAAGAAACUUAUAGCAAAGGAUGAUAUCCAGCAGUAUUAGAGUCUGCAACUAGUGAAGAAGUUAGUAAUAAAUUAGUAUCUACUAUCGUCAAAGACAAAGAAGAAAUUGUGAGCCUUCAUACUCAUAAUUCCUUAUUAAUGGGAAGUUCUAUUAAAUCUACACCUGAUCACGAUAAUCUUAUUAGAGAAGAAAGAAAAUCAGAGAUGUAUAGUGAUACAAAUCCUCAUCAAAACUAUCCAAGAGUUCUUAGUUCAAAAGACUCCCAUUAUGAAGAAACUGAAAAUAUUCAAGAAUCAAGUAAUUACUCAGGCAGCAGCCAGACUGAGUUCUUGGCUGAUAAUCCAAAAAUUACAGCAAUGAUAGAGGUCAUACCUAAGAGACAAUCAAAUGAUCAGUCUUCUCGAAAGGAUCAUCCUGAUUUGUAUAAAUACCAAAGCUAUCGAGGAACAAAGGAUGACCCCUACGAUGUCCUUAACAUGGAUAUUGGUGAAACUAUUAUAUCUGGAAGUGGCCAAAUUCCCUUCCAAUCUCCUAAACCUAGAGCACUGAGUGAGGAUUCAGUCAAAGGAGAUCUCCCUAAAAUAACUAAUGUUAAGAACCAAGUUGAAUUCCAAAAAUCAGGAAUUCAGUUAAAUAAGAGAACGAAAUGCAGUCUCUAUAAUAAAUUAAGUAAAAGAGGGAUCAACAAAUUUGCAAGGUCGACCUCAAGAAAACUUGUUCCAAAGAAGAGAUUUGCAAAUAGUAGUUCUUCGAAGCGGUUGAAUAUGAAGAACACGAAACUGAGCUCUAUCAGGAGAAGUACUCGCUCAUUUAACCCUUUCAGGGAAAGAAUGAUGUUCAAUUAUAAGAAUAAGAACAAACAAUCCAUCCAGAGAAUCCCUCCUUCAUCUGGUGAAGUACUAGUUCAGGAUAAUGUUGAGAAUGAAGACCUAAAUAUCAGUGGAAGUGACUACAGUAAGAACCAUGUGGUUUCAAAAUACCUUAACUCCAGGACAAAGGCCCAUGGAGAACUAAAUUAUGACGAGAAGAGACCAAUAAUGACCGGGCACAGUUCUAGGCUAAGACAGCUAAACACUAAUCCUGAUUCUAAAUAGAGAUACAGGAGUGAACACAAGUUCUUUAAAGAAGAAAAUUUUAAUGGAGAGCCAAGGUGUUAAUUUAAGAUUAACCAAUGCUAGAGAGACAGGAAUGAUCAAUACUAUUUCAUCCAGUACAGCUGUGGUAAACAAGAUUCCUCAGAUGCAAAUACAGGAGCAUUACAAAGCUUCUCCAGUUCGUGGCUCAGAAAGCUCAAGCUGAAACUACAAAUCUACUAGGAAAAUAAUAGGAGUGAGCCAGAAAAAGAACAUGAAAGUUGGUAAGGUCAAGAGGAAGAAUUUCAGGCAAGAUGGUAGAGAAUAUCCUUCAAGAAGAAGACUGAGAUAA